GACGUUACGCAGUCGCCAUUUUGUUUCCCCGGGAGUAAAGAAACCAAACGGAACAGCGCCGGCGUCAGUUCUCUCCGUCACCCGAGCACCGUCCCCCGGCCGAGCAGCGUCCUGCACCCAGGUUACACGAUGUCUGGAGACAUGGCCACGGAUCUUACUGGUGACAUGGCCACGGAUCUAACCGGAGACAUGGCCACCGAACCAGUUGGUGACAUGACCACCGAGCCCACUGGUACCACGACCACCGAUCCCACCGGUGACAUGACCCCGGAUCUCACUGGAGACAUGGCCACGGAUCACGUGAACGGGAACGGCACAGAGGAGCCGAUGGACACCACAGCAGCCGUGGCCCAGUCGGAACACUUCCCGGCGUUACUGGAAGCUGGUUUACCUCAGCAGGUCGCUGAGAAGUUAGAUGAACUCUAUGUGGCCGGCCUGGUAGCACACAGUGACCUGGACGAACGGGCGAUUGAAGCUUUGAAAGAAUUCAACGAGGAGGGAGCGCUGCAGGUGCUGGUCCAGUUCAAAGAGAGCGACCUGUCCCACGUGCAGAACAAAAGUGCUUUUCUCUGUGGUGUAAUGAAGACGUACAGACAGAGGGAGAAACAAGGGACAAAAGUCUCAGAUUCCACUAAAGGACCCGAUGAGGCUAAAAUCAAAGAACUCCUGGACAGAACCAACUACACACUGGACGUCACAACAGGACAGCGGAAGUAUGGCGGCCCCCCCCCUGAGUCUGUGUACUCGGGGGCUCAGCCCACAGUGGGAACAGAGAUCUUUGUGGGGAAGAUUCCUCGGGACCUGUUUGAAGACGAGCUGGUUCCUCUCUUUGAGAAGGCCGGGUCCAUCUGGGAUCUCAGGCUCAUGAUGGACCCGCUGAGCGGCAUGAACAGGGGCUACGCCUUCGUCACGUUCUGUAACAAGGACGCAGCCCAGGAGGCGGUGAAGCUGUGUAAUAACUAUGAGAUUCGCCCUGGAAAGCACAUCGGGGUUUGUAUAUCUGUCGCCAACAACAGGCUCUUUGUUGGCUCCAUUCCCAAGAGUAAAACAAAGGAGCAGAUCGUCGAAGAAUUCGCUAAAGUCACAGAGGGCCUCAGUGAUGUCAUCCUCUACCACCAACCUGACGACAAGAAGAAGAACCGCGGCUUUUGCUUCCUGGAGUAUGAAGACCACAAAACAGCGGCUCAGGCCCGGCGCCGGCUCAUGAGCGGGAAGGUGAAGGUGUGGGGCAACGUGGUGACGGUGGAGUGGGCGGAUCCCAUCGAAGACCCCGACCCCGAGGUCAUGUCCAAGGUCAAGGUUUUAUUUGUGAGGAAUCUUUCCAACGGUGUCACAGAGGAGAUCCUGGAGAAGACCUUCAGUGCGUAUGGGAACCUGGAGCGAGUGAAGAAGCUCAAAGAUUACGCUUUCAUUCACUUUGAAGAGAGGGACGGAGCCGUGAAGGCGCUGGAGGAGCUGAACGGGAAGGACCUGGAAGGCGACGCCAUUCAGAUUGUUUUCGCCAAACCUCCGGAUCAGAAGAGGAAGGAGCGUAAAGCCCAGAGGCAAGCAGCCAAAUCUCAGAUGUAUGACGACUAUUACUACUACCCCCCCCCUAACCACAUGCCGCCGCCUGCCAGAGGCCGGGGCAGAGGCGGCAACCGGGGGGGCUACUCGUACCCACCCGACUACUACGGUUACGAGGACUACUAUGACUAUUAUGGCUACGACUAUCACAACUACCGCGGCGGCUACGACGACCCCUAUUACGGCUACGACGACUUCCAGGGCCCGAGCCGGGGGCGCGGCGGCGGCAGCAGGGGCUCGAGGGGAGGAGCCUCUCCAUCCAGGGGGCGCGGCGGCGGCGGAGGCGCACCUAGGGGCAGGUCCAGCUUCUCCCCGCGUGGCGGACCAGGACCAGGCCGUGGCGGGCGCGGCGCAAGAGGAGGAGUGCAGCCGAGAGGGCGAGGAGGGGUUAAGGGGGUCGAGGCCGGUCCUGACGUGUCACUAUGAAGACUGACCAGCGUGCGGCGCCACCGGCUGCCCGGGGACGGAAUGGUAAGGUCACCUGACUCAGUGGUCCAGCCAUUUUCCUGCUUUUUUUUUCUUUUUCUUUUUAAGGAGCAGAUCUCCUGAAACUGCCACGUUUUUGAAAAAUCAGACUCAAAACAUGGGCUGUUUUUUAUUAUUAUUAUUGUAAAAAAUGUGUGACUCUUAAGUUUUAAAAGACCUGACCACAGCUACGACUGAGGGAGCUCGCCAUGGACGUCCUCCUGGGAAAGUCUUUGCACUUUUUUUGUUUUUUUUUAAUGAAACUUGAUGUAACUUUUUGUUCUUUUAGCUUUUAAACUUCAUCUUUACGAUGGACUAGACGUGAUGAUCUAUGAUUAUCAGAUAAUCUGUGAUUAUCAGGUAGAGUUGAGGUGUGACGAUCACCUGCCGUUUAAGGUCGGGCAUUCCAGAAAACUGGUUCUUUUCUGAACUGAAGCCAGCGAGGGUUCGUUAACUUCCUCCGUUUCGAGGAUGCGUCUCCUCCGUUUCUUUGUGUUUGAGGAAACGGAGGCAGCCCCCCCCCCCCCUUCCCCUCCAAUUCAGACUGUAAAUAAAGAUGGACGACGCGUCUCAACUUCCUGCCACUAUCUAGAAAACAAGCCAAGUGUCUUGGAUACGAAGGCUUCCAUCUUGCACAUUUGGAGACUGGUGUUAGUGGAUCAGUCUCAGCUGUCAAUCAUCAUGUCUCACAACGUUGUUCAGACACAAACUCUUGAGAAUAUCAACACAACAGUUUGUGUUCAUGUCCUGUAGUUGGUGUUUGUGAAGCAGCAGCAGCAGGUUGUCGGGUCCGACUCGUUCACAGCAACAGGAACAUUGAGGCCGUUUGGCUUCAGGGAGCCGUCCCGUCGUCCAUCUUUAUUUACCGUCUGCUCCUCUCCUCCUGAGAUCAAGAUGCACAGGCAACAACAACAACAAGCACUUACAGAGUCUCAGCGAUGGAGGCCAGCUGCUCCUGAACGUGACGAGCAAUGAUGUCACUGACGGACAGACCUCUUCUAGCUUUCUAUUUUUCUUGUCAAAUCUUAAAUGCCUGGAAACCACAGUCAUAGCUUUGUCCUCCACGAUGGGGAAAAUUGUCCUAAUGUUGUUUUUGUUCACAAAGUGACGUCUCGGGUCGCCUGCACCAACACAGGAGCAGUGAAGCCGACUCUUACUUAUUGAGUCUUUGAGCCGGUCUGGAAGAAGAAAAAAAAAAAAGGUUUCCACGUCCUGCAGAGUUUAGUCCCAGAAGCAUAACUCCAGGUUUCCCUCUGCACGUCACUGCAGACGGACGAUGGUGCUGCGAGCUGGACGUGGUCGUGACAAGCGUUUCCUGUGAACUGGUGUUGAAGCAUGUCUUCACUGUGACAUGACGAUGACUCAGACUUUAAAGGAGCAGAUCCAUCCUGACAACCUGAAACUGGUCAGACACUAGGAAGCAGCAUUUUAGCUCAUUAAUAAUAAUCAUCUGCAAAGUGAAUCUGUCAGAAUAGACUUCCACCUGUCUGAUGUUGAUGAUAAAGUCAUCCAUAAAACUUUUUUCUUCAGCUCAAGUCUGAACCAAGUUUGUUCUAUUGUUCUUUUAUUUGAUAACUUUACACUAAACUAAAAACACUGUCAAUUAAAAAAAAGCAUUCAAUUCAGUAAAAUGUUCAGCUCCAGAUCUAUAACACUAAGGUCACGACCCUGAAAUGUACAAAGAAACUCAGAGUUCCCACAUGGAGCCGCUCUGACGCCUGGAGAGAAAAACCUCAUUAACUGAAGAAACCUGUUCCCAGUGAUCGGGUUCUUCAGACAAAUCACUUCACAGAACGAGGCAGUUAACAGAGAAAUGAUCAGUUAUGUUUUGAAUGAAUUAGUCUUGAGGUUGGAUUUCUCCUUUAAACUCUUUAAACAUCAGUUUGUUUUCUUUCUAUUUCUUUAUGUGGCUCCUGUUUUAUUCUUCAGUUCAGAAAGAAUUGUGCAGCUUGUUUGAUUUUUUUCUUCAAACCCAGUUUGUGAAAAUCUUGCAGACUUUUGGAAUUUAAGGGUCAAGAAAUGUUUUUGUUUGUUUUGCUAACAAGUGUGUUUGCAUUCUUGCAAAUGAAUUGUUUUAUACUUGUACAGUGACGCGAGUUAAACCUAUUUUUCUAAUAAA
This is a messenger RNA of Limanda limanda (common dab), 4150 nucleotides long. Its product is annotated as heterogeneous nuclear ribonucleoprotein Q-like. Gene Ontology annotation, biological process: CRD-mediated mRNA stabilization. The coding region runs from base 130 to 1992 and encodes 620 amino acids. The transcript has 11 exons. Gene Ontology annotation, cellular component: nucleus; ribonucleoprotein complex; CRD-mediated mRNA stability complex. Lineage: Eukaryota; Metazoa; Chordata; Actinopteri; Pleuronectiformes; Pleuronectidae. Gene Ontology annotation, molecular function: mRNA 5'-UTR binding. The record is from RefSeq and is a predicted model, not a curated record.